Molecule: messenger RNA, 1329 nt
Organism: Meloidogyne enterolobii
Lineage: Eukaryota; Metazoa; Nematoda; Chromadorea; Rhabditida; Meloidogynidae
Source: the annotation of a GenBank genome assembly
AUGGAUAAAAAGCCUUUUUCCAUUCGACGACAUUCCUUACUUAUGCCGAGAGACGAACAAUCCGAACAUCGUUAUGGCCCAAAAAAUGGAGGUUUCGCAUUUUUUGCAUCCUCCUCUUCUUCCUCUAACUCAUUUGGGUCAACUUCCAAUGGGGGAAUUAUUAACGGAAAUAAACAACAAAAUAAUGAGGGAGGGCCGUUAAACAGCCUACGCCGUUCUCUUAGACAAAUUAAUCCGUUCAAAAGCCGCCUCUUUCGACUGCCAGCAACGCCUAGGCUUAGUCGGUCUAAAAAAGUUUUGGGGAGAGGAGAGGAUUUUACUAAUUGGAACUUUGAAAGGCCUAGCGAGGAAGAUAAUAAUUCUGCCAAUAAUUCUUUUAGCGAUAAACAAGGGAAUUUUAAGGACCAGUCAAAAAUUAAAUGGAAAACACAAGUUGAGACCAACAAAACUAAGCGGGAUAUUGACCAAUAUUCUCAAAUUAACCCUGGCGAAAACAAUGACUUGGACGAAUUUCUAUCAAUAAUGGCUAAAAUUACCAACAAAAAUCAGAUUGGGGGAAGCUGUCGAUUACCUUUAACAACUGAUUCCUCUAUACAAAAUUCUCAAUUAUUGGAGAAAAAUGUAGAGAAAUCACUCAAGAUGAAAGGAGAUACAGUAAUAGGGAUUGAUAAUAAAUUUAGUGAAUUUUACAAUCAAAGCCAAAAGCAAUCGAAAAAUGGAAAAACUAAUAAAAUACGAAGCAAGAUUCCGUCAUUUCAUGAUCCCUUGAUCACCAAAAGUAAUAACGUUGAAUUGCCUAAUCCUCCUAUUAAUAAUAUUAAUCACUGCUAUAAUCAUAAAGAAAGUAAUAUUAAAAAUGCAAAUCCUCAACAAAACUUAAAUUGUUAUAAUAUGUUGCCUAGCACACGCUAUGCACCCGAUGGGGAAAUAUACGCCGCUUGUUGGCGUAACAAUCAUUAUCAACAACCCAACAAUUUUCUACACAAUCCUGGCCAACCACCACCUUCAAUUCCUCCAAUUCCCCAAACUCAAUAUCGCUGCCAGAGGCCUCAAAACCUUCCACUAAUCUCCCCGCAAAUAAAUCCGGAAAAAGAAGACAAUUUCCAAUUAGUGCCUAAAUCCCCUAGCCAUUCAGCAAUAACAUUGUUAAAUAUUAAUGGUUGUAAUAAUGUACAGCAACAACAAAUUCGUUAUGCUACUCCAUAUGUAGUUAACCAUAAUUAUAAUUUUCCUGUGACUCAAAUACAAACACAGGUAUUAAUUGGAGUGAUUUUUUGUAUUUUUGUCUGGAAAAAAUAUUUGAAUUUUUUCCGGAAAAAUAUAUUCUGA